Messenger RNA from Plutella xylostella (diamondback moth), 1479 nucleotides. RefSeq lists its product as uncharacterized. The record is from RefSeq and is a predicted model, not a curated record. NCBI's taxonomy places the organism in Eukaryota, Metazoa, Arthropoda, Insecta, Lepidoptera, Plutellidae.
ACCCAGCUUUGAUCAUCAAUAGCUUAGCUUGGAGCUUGCCUUGAACUGAUUACUAUAGCAAAUGAUUAACAACUAUUGUCGUAGCCUUGACAUAAUUAAAUACCGCUUCGUGUUUGAUUAACUGUGCGAAAGCUCACAAAGAAAGCCAACUGAGCUACAAUUUUAGCGAUGACUAUGUAUUUUUUUACAUUGUGCUUGUGGCAAAUAUAAAUGUGCAUGUUUCACGUUGUAGCCUGUUUGUAGCGGAGCGCGUGUGCCAUGUGACGUGCUGGCAUGGGGGGCAUGGCUAGCUCACAGAAAAGAGUCAACGUUAUCAAAGGUCCUAAUGUGAGUGCAUACGUGUACCCCCGCAGCGACUCCAGGGGCGCGGGCGAGGCGCUGGUGGCGGCGCUGGCACGCCUGGACCUGGAGCUGCAGGGCUGCGAGCGCGGGCACCCCGCCGCCAGGCUCACCGUCGUGGCCGCCGAGGUGGACUCCAUACUGCAGGAAAUCAAUAGUUUUGAAGAUGUAUCCCCGGCGGUGGCUUCUAAAGACGACUACGCAAAAACGAUGCAUCAGUUAUUCGUAAGCAUGGAUUUAUAUAGACGUCCAAUGUUGGCUAUAGAAAAUGAAGAUUUCAUAGCGAAUGUAAAUAGAAAGGAAAUGCGUCGACUAGAGCUCCAGUAUCUCCGUGAUCGCUUGGAUGAACUGCAGAAAGAACGACGCUCACUCAAUGCACAGAUAUCGAGGACACGAACUUUGUACACACAGUUGCAACAGCUGAUAGAGUCAAUCUGGCCGGACGCCGGCGCUCGGCCGGGCGGCGCCCAGCAGGCCCGGCUGGCGCGCGCGACGGCGCUGCGCUCAGCCCUGGCCGCGGUGUCGGCGCGGCUGCGGGCGGCGGCCGCGUAUGCGCGUGCGCACGCCGACUGCAUGCGUGACGCGCUGCCGGCUUGGAGCGCCGCUGUGCAUGGCAAAAGCGGUUGGGAGCGCACGCUAGCCUGCUCGCAAGCAGUGACGCUGCUAGUCCGGGCGCGCUGCGCGGAGCGGGGCUCGCGGCGCGUGCUGGGGGCGCCGGCCGCGCCGCGCGCCGCCCGUGAGCUCCGUCUCGCUCUAGACUACGCCUUCACUGACGCCGUGCAUGACCACAGGUUCCAGCGGGCUGUGGAGGUGUUUACGCAGUUUAAAGACGCCGUCACACAACUCUCCAACACAAUCCACCAAGUUCUACUGAGCAACCUGGAGAACCUGGCUGUGGCCGAGAAGGACGAGGCGAAGUGUAGAAGAGAGCUGCGCGCCGCGAGGAUCAACGCGAUAGUGAAGCAGGGGCUCGGGGACUAUAUUUAUGAACCUAAGCCACUUCGCAAGUAAAAGAAAGUAGGAUUCAAGGAAAAAUGUCGGGCUACUUGAAAGGAAAUUCAAUAUAAAUUGACAUAACCGGUUAUAGGAGGUGAUUGUUAUAUGGAUUAAAUAAUUAAAAGUCAUAUGUAUAAAACACAA